AUGGCCCCCAACACCCACGAUUUUCCGGGAAAAUCCCCUCACGUCGCUCUCUUCCCCGGCGCCGGCAUGGGUCAUCUGACUCCGUUCCUCAGGCUAGCCGCCAUGCUAUCUUCACGAGGCUGCCUCGUAACUCUCAUCACCGUCAAGCCAACAGUCUCAGUUGCUGAGUCCACCCACAUCUCUACCUUCUUUUCCACCUACCCACAUAUCAAUCGUCUCGACUUUGAAAUCCUCCCCUGUAAUCCCCCCAAUUCCACCAACACCGACCCUUUCUUCAUUCAAUUUGAAGCCAUUAGUCGCUCUGUUCACCUUCUCAAGCCUCUCUUGUUAUCUUCCUCUCCACCUCUCUCUGCUAUCUUCUCUGAUUUCGUUGGUUCCGUGACUGUCACUCCUCUUGCUGAACAUCUUUCCAUACCCAACUACGUUGUUUCCACUACCUCUGCUAGAUUUUCCUCUCUCUUUUCCUACCUUCCUUUCUUAUUCUCCGAAAACUCUGCUAAAUUCGGUGGAUCCGAUAACGAUGUACAAAUCCCAGGUUUAUCCCCACUGCCUCUGUCAACUAUUCCUCCUCCAUUCUUCAAUCCGACUCUGUUCUUCACCUCGUUCGCAAUAUCCAACGCUCAGAUUCUCCCCAAAGCCAAAGGCAUUUUGCUGAACACCUUUGACCGAUUCGAACCCGACACAAUCGCUGCACUCAACAAUGGCAGUGUCUUAAGUAGCCUCCCACCUGUUCUCCCAAUUGGCCCAUUCGAGCCUUACAAGUUCAAAAAAGGAGACUAUCUUUCAUGGGUAGAUGAUCAAAGUGUUGGAUCUGUAGUGUACGUUAGCUUCGGAAGCAGAACAGCCAUGUCAAAGGACCAAAUCAGAGAACUCGGAGAUGGGUUGGAGAGAAGUGGAUGUCCCUUCUUGUGGGUUUUGAAAUCCAGCAAAGUGGACAAAGAGGACAACGAAGAGAUUGAAGAUUUGCUGGGCAAUUCGUUUCUGGAAAGGACAAAAAACAGGGGAAUCAUAGUGAAAGGAUGGGUAAAUCAGGAGCAAAUUCUAGCACACCCUGCAAUUGGGGGUUUCAUUAGCCACUGCGGAUGGAAUUCUGUGAUGGAAGCUGCUCGGCACGGCGUGCCGGUGUUGGCGUGGCCUCUGCACGGCGACCAGAGGGUGAAUGCAGAGGUGGUUGAGAAUGCUGGGCUGGGGAUGUGGGUGAGAGAUUGGGGUUGGGGUGGAGAGAAGGUAGUGAAAGGGGAAGAGAUUGGAGAGAAGGUUAGAGAGAUGAUGAGUGAUGAGAAGUUGAGGAAUAAAGCAAUGGAAGUUGGGGAAGAAGCUAGGAAGGCUUGUCAAGAUGCUAAUGGGAGCUCGGUGAAGGCAUUGAUGGGAAUUAUUGAGACGUUGACGCUUGCAGAGACUGCCUAA
Messenger RNA from Camellia sinensis, 1407 nucleotides. RefSeq names its product UDP-glycosyltransferase 708C1. Gene Ontology annotation, molecular function: UDP-glucosyltransferase activity. NCBI's taxonomy places the organism in Eukaryota, Viridiplantae, Streptophyta, Magnoliopsida, Ericales, Theaceae. The record is from RefSeq and is a predicted model, not a curated record.